This is a messenger RNA of Pan troglodytes (chimpanzee), 5707 nucleotides long. RefSeq names its product DENN domain containing 1A (gene DENND1A). Gene Ontology annotation, cellular component: clathrin-coated vesicle; cytosol. Gene Ontology annotation, biological process: endocytosis; endocytic recycling. The record is from RefSeq and is a predicted model, not a curated record. Lineage: Eukaryota; Metazoa; Chordata; Mammalia; Primates; Hominidae. The coding region runs from base 1259 to 3922 and encodes 887 amino acids. The transcript has 24 exons. Gene Ontology annotation, molecular function: guanyl-nucleotide exchange factor activity; phosphatidylinositol phosphate binding.
UUGGUAACUCUAUGUAACAUUUUGAGAAACUGUUAAAAUUGUUGCCUAAAGCAGCUGUACCACUUUGUGUAAAGUGGUAUUUUAUUGUGGUUUUGAUUUGGCCCAAAUGAGUUACAUAGAAAAGAUCAGAGUAGAUGGAGAUAGGUUUCUAGGAAGAGGUUGGAACUUGAACUGAAAGAAAGGGGAGAUUUGGAGAAUGGAGGGGGAUUACCAAAGGAAGACAAGUGGAAGUUAUAUGACUUGAAAGUGAGGAUAAACCGAUCUCAUUUCAAGAAUAGAGGAGCAGUCUUGGCUUAUGAUAGCUCUGCUCCAGUUUGUUUUGACUGUUCUUUAAAGGAUCCCAUUGCCAAAAUACACAAAAAGGUUGCUUUUUCUUGAGGCCUGUUGUAUAGCACAACUAACGUAUCUCUCUGCUUUGUGAUGAGACCAAGAAUUGGAAUGUGACUUCCUUCCAGGCCUUCUUCCUCUAAUGCCUAUUCCCCUCUUCCCUUUCUCCGCCACAGUGCUGUCCUCCCAGUCCGCAAAGGAGAAUGUAGAAAGACUUGGAGUGGUGGAAUAAAAGUCUCUUUGAAGACCAAGCUCUCCAUCAUUAGUGCUCAGAGUCAGCCACUUGAAUUUUCAUGACUUUUCUGGAAAACAUGUUGGUGCUACUCCAUCACUCUUUUCUUAGCCAUUGUAGUCAACUUAGAGGGAAUUGUACAGCAGAUAGGAAGGUUGAAACAGAAGGCAGAAUCCAGAGACCACAUUUGAAGUAUACGUUGAAGUGGCCUAUCCCAGGACAGGUGGCACUCUUUCAGAUCCUGAGGUGCAGAGGCAAUUCCCGGAGGACUACAGUGACCAGGAAGUUCUACAGACUUUGACCAAGUUUUGUUUCCCCUUCUAUGUGGACAGCCUCACAGUUAGCCAAGUUGGCCAGAACUUCACGUUCGUGCUCACUGACAUUGACAGCAAACAGAGAUUCGGGUUCUGCCGCUUAUCUUCAGGAGCGAAGAGCUGCUUCUGUAUCUUAAGCUAUCUCCCCUGGUUCGAGGUAUUUUAUAAGCUGCUUAACAUCCUGGCAGAUUACACGACAAAAAGACAGGAAAAUCAGUGGAAUGAGCUUCUUGAAACUCUGCACAAACUUCCCAUCCCUGACCCAGGAGUGUCUGUCCAUCUCAGCGUGCAUUCUUAUUUUACUGUGCCUGAUACCAGAGAACUUCCCAGCAUACCUGAGAAUAGAAAUCUGACAGAAUAUUUUGUGGCUGUGGAUGUUAACAACAUGUUGCAUCUGUACGCCAGUAUGCUGUACGAACGCCGGAUACUCAUCAUUUGCAGCAAACUCAGCACUCUGACUGCCUGCAUCCACGGGUCUGCGGCGAUGCUCUACCCCAUGUACUGGCAGCACGUGUACAUCCCCGUGCUGCCGCCGCAUCUGCUGGACUACUGCUGUGCUCCCAUGCCCUACCUCAUAGGAAUCCAUUUAAGUUUAAUGGAGAAAGUCAGAAACAUGGCCCUGGAUGAUGUCGUGAUCCUGAAUGUGGACACCAACACCCUGGAAACCCCCUUCGAUGACCUCCAGAGCCUCCCAAACGACGUGAUCUCUUCCCUGAAGAACAGGCUGAAAAAGGUCUCCACAACCACUGGGGAUGGUGUGGCCAGAGCGUUCCUCAAGGCCCAGGCCGCUUUCUUCGGUAGCUACCGAAACGCUCUGAAAAUCGAGCCGGAGGAGCCGAUCACUUUCUGUGAGGAAGCCUUCGUGUCCCACUACCGCUCCGGAGCCAUGAGGCAGUUCCUGCAGAACGCCACACAGCUGCAGCUCUUCAAGCAGUUUAUUGAUGGUCGAUUAGAUCUUCUCAAUUCCGGCGAAGGUUUCAGUGAUGUUUUUGAAGAGGAAAUCAACAUGGGCGAGUACGCUGGCAGUGACAAACUGUACCAUCAGUGGCUCUCCACUGUCCGGAAAGGAAGUGGAGCAAUUCUGAAUACUGUAAAGACCAAAGCAAAUCCGGCCAUGAAGACUGUCUACAAGUUCGCAAAAGAUCAUGCAAAAAUGGGAAUAAAAGAGGUGAAAAACCGCUUGAAGCAAAAGGACAUUGCCGAGAAUGGCUGCGCCCCCACCCCAGAAGAGCAGCUGCCAAAGACUGCACCGUCCCCACUGGUGGAGGCCAAGGACCCCAAGCUCCGAGAAGACCGGCGGCCAAUCACAGUCCACUUUGGACAGCUGCAGAGACUGCGUCCCACCCGACCGCCUCCCAAGAUACAGCGCUCGAGGCCCGUGCGCCCACCUCGUCCACAUGUUGUUAAGAGACCAAAGAGCAACAUCGCAGUGGAAGGCCGGAGGACGUCUGUGCCGAGCCCUGAGCACCUGGUAAAGCCCUUGCGACACUAUGCGGUCUUCCUCUCCGAAGACUCCUCUGAUGAUGAAUGCCAGCGGGAAGAGGGCCCGAGCUCUGGCUUCACCGAGAGCUUUUUCUUCUCCGCUCCCUUUGAAUGGCCGCAGCCAUAUCGGACACUCAGGGAGUCAGACAGCGCGGAAGGCGACGAGACAGAGAGUCCAGAGCAGCAAGUGCGGAAGCCCACAGGCCCUGUCCCAGCUCCCCCUGACCGGGCUGCCAGCAUCGACCUUCUGGAAGACGUCUUCAGCAACCUGGACAUGGAGGCCGCACUGCAGCCACUGGGCCAGGCCAAGAGCUUGGAGGACCUUCGUGCCCCCAAAGACCUGAGGGAGCAGCCAGGGACCUUUGACUAUCAGAGGCUGGAUCUGGGCGGGAGUGAGAGGAGCCGCGGGGUGACAGUGGCCUUGAAGCUUACCCACCCGUACAACAAGCUCUGGAGCCUGGGCCAGGACGACAUGGCCAUCCCCAGCAAGCCCCCAGCUGCCUCCCCUGAGAAGCCCUCGGCCCUGCUCGGGAACUCCCUGGCCCUGCCUCGAAGGCCCCAGAACCGGGACAGCAUCCUGAACCCCAGUGACAAGGAGGAGGUGCCCACCCCUACUCUGGGCAGCAUCACCAUCCCCCGGCCCCAAGGCAGGAAGACCCCAGAGCUGGGCAUCGUGCCUCCACCGCCCAUUCCCCGCCCGGCCAAGCUCCAGGCUGCCGGCGCCGCACUUGGUGACUUCUCAGAGCGGCUGCAGACGGAUCGGGACAGGCGAGCCGCCCUGAGUCCAGGGCUCCCGCCUGGCGUUGUCUCCCAAGGCCCCACUGAACUGCUCCAGCCGCUCAGCCCUGGCCCCGGGGCUGCAGGCACGAGCAGUGACGCCCUGCUCGCCCUCCUGGACCCGCUCAGCACAGCCUGGUCAGGCAGCACCCUCCCGCCACGCCCCGCCACCCCGAAUGUAGCCACCCCAUUCACCCCCCAAUUCAGCUUCCCCCCUGCGGGGACACCCACCCCAUUCCCACAGCCACCACUCAACCCCUUUGUCCCAUCCAUGCCAGCAGCCCCACCCACCCUGCCCCUGGUCUCCACACCAGCCGGGCCUUUCGGGGCCCCUCCAGCUUCCCUGGGGCCGGCUUUUGCAUCCGGCCUCCUGCUGUCCAGUGCUGGCUUCUGUGCCCCUCACAGGUCUCAGCCCAACCUCUCCGCCCUCUCCAUGCCCAACCUCUUUGGCCAGAUGCCCAUGGGCACCCACACGAGCCCCCUACAGCCGCUGGGUCCCCCAGCAGUUGCCCCGUCGAGGAUCCGAACGUUGCCCCUGGCCCGCUCAAGUGCCAGGGCUGCUGAGACCAAGCAGGGGCUGGCCCUGAGGCCUGGAGACCCCCCGCUUCUGCCUCCCAGGCCCCCUCAAGGCCUGGAGCCAACACUGCAGCCCUCUGCUCCUCAACAGGCCAGAGACCCCUUUGAGGAUUUGUUACAGAAAACCAAGCAAGACGUGAGCCCGAGUCCGGCCCUGGCCCCGGCCCCAGACUCGGUGGAGCAGCUCAGGAAGCAGUGGGAGACCUUCGAGUGAGCCGGGCCCUGAGGGUGGGGGAUGCACCGAGGCCCGAGGGUCCGUCCACUGCUGCGGUUCCAAGGCUCCCCCGCCACUCUCUCUCUGCCCAGGUUCUGCUGGUGGGAAGGGAUGGGACCCCUCUCUGCUGCCCCCUCCUCCCCUCCACACUGCCCAUCUCUGAGGUCUGGCCCUGGGGAAUGGCACCAGUUCCAGCCUGGGAAUCAACCCAGUUCCUGAGUGCCCAUCCCACCCCGCGGUUGCCCCUCCUCGGCACCCUUGAUUAGGUUUUGCACUAAAGAGGUCAGCUGGGCCAAUGAUGAUACUGCUCCAGACCGAGUCCUACCCACCUUCCCCCUGGAAGUGUCCCGAGAGGCUCCGAAGGCCUCCCCUCCGAGCCCAGCUCUCCUGUCUCCUCCACAGCCAGGCCCUGCACGCCCACCUCCUCGGACACAGGUGACAGGGUUACUCUCCAGUUUGAGCUCAUCUGCAUGAGACACGGGUGGCUUGGGGUUGAAGUUAGGACUCCUCCUGGGCUGGAGGAUUUACCUGGUGGGGCACUUCCAGACUGUUUCUAGCAAUAUACAGCACACGUUCUUUCCUGUGUCUUCACCCCAAAACUUCAGUUGAUUCUGACCUGGGAGGAUCUGGGGACCAGGGGGUCUUGGGCUGCCUUGUGAUACACAGCCCCAGCCACCCUGCACGGGGGCUGCGAGCACCAGCAACUUUGAUUUAUAGAAGGAAAAUGGAAACCCCCAUCUGAGUAUUUUGGGAGGAGCCCCCAGCCCUCAUCCAGCUCUGGCACGGCACGCUGAUACCUCCAGGUACUCCCCUCACUGUCAAAGCUGGGGCUCAGCCUCUUGUCAUCUGGAGCUUUGUGGGCAAAGCUGAGAAGCUGCGACCCAGAUUUCAACCCAAAAAGGUCAAGCUGAAUGCCUCAGACUGAUGUGGAAGGCAGCUGGCCUUCCUGGGUUGGAACGAGGCAGUGGCCCUCCAGGCCCUGGAGAAGGCUCCAGGGCCAGGUAGAAAGGACAAACUUGGUCUCUGCCUCGGAGAAGCAGGAGGAGGGCUAGAAGCCAGUCCCUCCCCACCUGCCCAGAGCUCCAGGCCAGCACAGAAAUUCCUGAGGCCAACGUCACCAAAGUUAGUUAGAUUGAAUGUUUAUUAUCUUUUUCCUUUUUACCUUAUUGAUUUGAUGAAUCUUGAAAUGGAUUCAUUUCCAUAAACCAAGUUAAAGUAUGGCCCGACCAUUUAAGAAAACAACCAUCUGAGACACGCAGGAAAUUGUGAGCAUUUCGACCCAAGCUCUCAUUUCCUAUUUGUGAAGGGUCAAACACAGUCUACCCAGGGGUAUCUGAGGGGUCUCUGGAGAUGUCACCCAGGGAGCCCCCUCUAUGUCUGAGAGGCCGCCACUGCUGCACAUGCUCAGUGAGGCUUGGCGGCCGUCCUGGCACAUGGCUCUUCCUGGGUCAACCGUGACCUGUCUGGCUCAGGAAUGGGCUCUGGCUGCUGGGGGAGCCGUGUCACUCCUGGGCCAUGGGGGCACCUCGCGGGCACUUAGGUGUUUCAGCAUAGAUUCCAGUUUCACUCCCUGGGCAGACCCCCAGGCCCCAUCCGGGAUAGGGCAGAGGAGGUGCUGGUGGCCCCAGGGAAGGAGGGUGUGUACCCCAAGGCCCCCUGGCUGUGCUGAGGGGCUGGGGUGAGCGCUCCAUGUUCACAUGAGCACUGCUGCCUCUUCACUUGUGGGACUUUGCAAACCCAAGGAUGAACUUUGUGUGCAUUCAAUAAAAUCAUCUUGGGGAAGAG